GUCUAGUGGGAGACAACUCUAAACCGAAACCUGAGAAAAACGAACUCGAAACAGAAAAAAGUCACAGUAAUGUGUAAAUAGUGAAAAUAUACCAACUUAAUGGCUCUAAGAAUCAUAAAUAAGCAAUUUCAGCAAUUAUGGCAAGAAAUUCCAGAAGAGUUUGGAUUUACAGCAGGCCCUUUAGAAGAUGACUUAUUACACUGGCAAGCCUCAUUAUUAGGACCUGCAGACUCACCCUAUAGUAGUGGUAGAUUUUUUUUGAGAUUAGAUUUUACCACGGACUUUCCCUUUAAGCCACCAAAGAUAUUAUUCCAGACCAAAAUAUAUCAUCCCAAUGUAACAGAAGAUGGUAAAAUAUGUGCUGACUUCCUGACGGAGUGGAAACCAUCAUUCUCUAUUGGAUAUAUUUUACAAGCCAUACAGUCUUUACUUUUGUUCCCUAAUGCAGAUAAUCCUGCUGCACCAGAAGUAGCAAAAGAAUUUCUUGAUAAUAAAGAACAAUUUGAGAAAACUGCAGUAGAAUGGACUAAAUCUUAUGCCGUAGAAUGAGAAUUCUACAGAAAAUUAUGUAGGAAAUAUUUAUACUCUAUAUUAAUAGAAUGACUUUUUAUACUGCAACUGUGCUUUAUGUACAGUCAAAAUGCAUUAAAUAUAUAAACUUGUGCAGUCACUAAUUGUAUUGUGCCUUGUUUGUGGCCGUGAUAAUGUUUUUUUGUGCAGUGAAAAGAUACAGGUUUGCAGAAUUUUUAUACGAUCUGCUCCAAAUUCAUAAUAGUUCCAAAUAUUUCAUUUAGACCAGUUUAAGUGUUGCAUUAUAAAUAGAACAACCAAACAUUGUCUCAAAAUAUAAAAUUAUUUGUACUUCACUCAAAACAUGAUAACAAUUUUCAGCAAAGCAUAAUGUUCUACCUUUUCGUAAGUCUUGUACAAAUGUAUUUCAUAAUUUGAGACAAUUAUAUAGAUAUUUUAUACCAAUCACUUUGUAAAACAAGAUUAAGACAUGAUAAUGGUAUUGAAGUUAAUACACUUAUACCUGUUAACCUUAUGUUUUUAUUUUGGCAGCAACUGUUUGAAACUUUAGUCUUUUAUAUCUGGAAAAUUACAGUUUAGGUAACAGUAGGUCCAAAAGAUGUUUGAAUAACUGUACAAUGCUUUUUUUAUAUUUUGUAUGUUUGUAUAUUUUGUUUUCAGUUUUUGUAUUAAUGGUUAAUAAAUGUUUUUGUGCAUAGUAUAACUAAUAACCAAAGAUGUGCACAUACAUAAUUUAAACCAAAAACAGGUUAUUAUUUAAACUUGGAAUUAUUAUUAAUUAUGGAAUUUUCAUACUUUCCUUGUUGCUAGAAAAUUUCUAAUAAAUUCCAUGCUUAUUCUGUACUUCAAUGGUCUGUGCUGCGCACAACACUUUCUUUUACAAAAAAGAUGGUACAUUUUCAAUAGAAUGUACUGUGCCGCGCACAACACUAUCUAUACAAAAAACGUUAUAUGGAAAGUGUUAUGAAUCGCUCAAAACAUCAUUAUACCACAUAAACAUGGAAUUUAUAAAUAAAAUUCCAGCACAGAAAAUUUUGCAAAUUCCAUAAUUAAAAUUAAUUCCAAGUUUAAAUAAUAGCCUGUUCAAAGCUUAAGUAUUUAUUGUAGCACUUUUUUACAUUACCUACUUCAUAUAAAGUUAUUAGAAUCUUAACAAUUUAUAACUAUUUUAAAUGCAUCGUAAAAGGUGACUGUUCUAUAUGCCAUGUAGGUUAUAAAGAUAACAGAGGGAAACCAGUGGUCAAAACAUCCUUAAAUUUAAAUCUACUAUAAUAAUUCAUCUCAGACAAUUGUCAUUAAGACUUAAGUGUGAUAUUUCAACUUAAUAAUACAUGUAUUGAUUAUAAUUUCCUUAAAUCUAUUUAAUCAGGACCAGAUCAAAUUUGAAAUGAACUGACCAGUUACAUGUGAAAUUGUUAUUGUGUAUGAAUUGGUUGUGCUGUUAUAUGGAAAAUAGUUUAACAUUCUUUGCUUUGAAAAUGUAGGCAAGAUUGAGUGAAUUAACAAAAAAAUCAUAUUAACCUAAACAAACACAUAUGAAACAAAAGAUUCUGUAACCAAAUUAUCUCCCUUCACACAAUGUGUAAUACCCUUUAAUAUUUUUCCAUAUACAUGUACUUGAUUAAACAUUCCACAUAAUAUAUAUAUUGAUAUGUGCAUAUGGUACAAAGUAUAAUAAACAUAAAAUGCAACAAGGCAUAUGACUAAAUUGUCAAAAAGUUGUUCAAUGGGAGAUAACCCAAAGUUUGUUUCAAAACUGAUGAAAAUCAAAUAUGUCUUUUUUCUCUCUUGUUCUGUUUAUAAUGUACUGUUCAGUUAGCUAAUUGCUGCACUGUGAUAUUUGUAAUCCUUCCCUUAAUUUCCCCUUUACUGGUUUAACAAAAAUACUGUAUUGUAUCAUUUAAACUAAUCUAUUCUUUACCCAUUCUGAUUUGAUCAAAAUAUGAUUAGGACCAAGAAUCUCUAAAUAUCUAUCAGCAAAAGGAAGGAGUGCCAAUACAUGUAGAAUGCUUAACAAAGUAGAGCAGUCCAGCGAUCUGAUACAUUUUUUGCACACUUUUAUUUGAUAUUAUCGUGUUAUUAGGAAAUAUAUAUAUACCUGUAUGUAUUAUAAAAGUGAUGCAGUAAGAUCGAAUAAACAGAACAAUACAAUCUCAGUUUGAUUGCAAGGAAACAGGAUUAUGUUUGCUCUGCCACCUAAUUUUAUCAAAUUUGAAUAUAUACCAUGUGUCCAUAUUAAAUGUGAUGUAUGUUGCUAGCUGAGCUGUGAUAUAUUUUACAAUAAACUCUCAGGAAUUUA
Molecule: messenger RNA, 2830 nt
Organism: Mytilus trossulus (common blue mussel)
Lineage: Eukaryota; Metazoa; Mollusca; Bivalvia; Mytilida; Mytilidae
Product: ubiquitin-conjugating enzyme E2-17 kDa-like
Exons: 6
Coding region: 100-549 (149 amino acids)
Source: RefSeq, a predicted model, not a curated record